Molecule: messenger RNA, 1005 nt
Organism: Clonostachys rhizophaga
Lineage: Eukaryota; Fungi; Ascomycota; Sordariomycetes; Hypocreales; Bionectriaceae
Source: the annotation of a GenBank genome assembly
AUGAAGACAACGUAUUCAAAAUGCAUCCGUGGAUACAUUGGAUUACUGAGUGUACUUGCUUCGAUAGGAAACAACCUGAAAAUUGAAGAGCUAUCUGUACAGAGCAACGGGCUGCCCUUUGGCCUGACAGCCAGUAUCUUCGACCAGGAAUCAGCGGAGUACCGUGAUUUUGUUGCACUACUGAGUAGACCAACGUUUCGAUGUCUGGAUCUGGUUCUCACUACAAAAAGUCAAGAUCCCGAUCAUUGGCCAGCAUUUCGUUCGGGCCACCUACGUGACGCCCUGGGUCAGGCCGUGAACCUUCAGCACUUCAGCCUCACUGCUGACAUGCACCACCAGGCUUGGCUUACUGUGAAUGACUGGACUCCGUUGAAUGAGUUCAUUCCUGUCGACUUAUGGCCACUGCUUCAGUCCUUGCGCCUCAUGGACAUUUUGAUCAAGCAGGAUGAUCUUGUUACCUUUCUAGGCGCGCUUCCGCUGAAUAUCCGCAAUAUCGAGCUAGGCCAGCUUCAUUUUGUCUCCGAAAAUGGAGAUUACGCCACACUGCUUGACUUAAUCAAGGACGAGCUGCGUUGGAGUGAUCGGCAACUUGCAAAGCAACCGCGACUGACCAUCAUCAUUGCCAUUGACGACUUUGCUCCACCUGGCAUGAUGAACUGGAUAGAUUCUGAAAUUCAGGACUUCAUAUAUAAUCAUGGGGGAAACCCAUUUCGAGGCCCUCUGGGACCUAUGGGUGUCGAUGCAGGGGUCGGCGUUGAGCGAGAUGCGUUCAACCCGGACCAUGAAUGGCCGCAUCAGGACGAUUUUGAUUGGGAAGAGGAAGUCUUAAACAUGAGAAGGCAAAAUUUUAGACUUUCCCUGAAUCUGGACAACUACUUGGAGCAAAUAGCAUGGGGCCCAGACGUGGGUUCCAGGCUCCAGGCGGCGAGAGAGGAAUCACCAGGGCCGUGGGAGGACAAUGACAUUGACAACGUGCAUUAUGAUAUAUCAUUUGACAUCGAAUAG